AUGGUGAUUGAAGGGAGGUUGAGGAGGUGUGUGUCCAUUUCCGAGAACCAGUUUGGUUUCAUGCCGGGACGGUCGACCACUGAGGCCAUUCAUAUUGUGAGGAGAUUGGUAGAGCAGUUUAGGGCGAUGAAGAAGGAUUUGCACAUGGUGUUCAUUGACCUGGAGAAGGCCUAUGACAAAGUCCCCAGAGAGGUUCUAUGGAGAUAUUUGGAGGCUAGAGGAGUGCCUAUAACGUAUAUUAGAGUGAUCCAAGACAUGUAUGAUGGAGCUAAGACACGGGUUAGGACAGUAGGUGGAGAUUCGGAUUACUUUCCGGGGGAGGUGCCUUGGUGCUUGCUAUUUGCGGAUGACAUAGUCCUGAUUGAUGAGACGCGAGGUGGCGUUAACGAGAAGCUGGAGGUCCCGGGGGUCUCGGGUGCGAAUCAGAUUGGAAACGGAUCGAAUUUGGACUUGGAGGAAUUGCUGAAGCUUAAGGCUUCCGGUGCGAUCGCACCUGCGAGGUACAGGUGGAACAACGCACUUGCGGAGCGGCAGAUACGGUCAUGGGCUCGCAGGUACGGAGUGGUGCUCGAGAUGGGGAGUCCGCAGGUGCGGAUGGUUUCCGCAGAAGCAAAAGCGCACAUGCGAUUGAGUGUCCGAAGAAGCGGAAAAGCUGGGCCCUUCGGGGAAAGCCGCAUCUACGAGGCAGCUUCCGCAGAAGCGGCUAGUGGACCGCAGGCUUUAUUGUACAUAUAUGUCUGGUGGUCAUUUAGGCGCAAAGGCGCAUCUAUUGCGCGGACUUACCGAGAGCUGCAUUCCAUGUUACGAUCCGCAAGCAAGAAAAAAUGGAAUUUUGGGAAAUUAUUCAUAUCCAAUGGAGUUGGUUGUAGUGGUUGUCGUAAGCCAAAUUCAGUAGACAUAUUAGAACCAAAUCCAAAGCCAAAGUCCAAAAUCCCUAUUCUCACAAAUCAAUCACCUAAAAUUUGUCACACUUCUUCUAGUUUUGGGGAAUUCAAUGAUAAUGAUCUUGAUGAAGAUGAUCACACUUCCAUCACAUUUUCCAUCAACAUAGAUUCAUUAUCCCCCUCUAGUUCUAAUCAAAAUGAUUCUACCAAUUUAUCACCGUCAGAAGCGAAUUCAAAAUCUAGAGUCAGCCUGUUUCCAGAAAUUCGUGGUGGUAUUGCUGUCGUCAGGAACUCAGAUGAUCCAUUUCAAGAUAAUUUCACUUCCACCACCCUCUGUACUAACAUAGAUUCAUUAUCUAAACCUAUUUUUGAUCAAAAUAAUGAUACCAAUAUAUCACCACCGGAAGCGAAUUCAGAAUUUAGAGUCACCCCUUUCCCAAAAAUUUGUGACGGCGUUAUUGUUGUCAAGAACUCAGAUGGUCCAUUUCAAGAUAAUUUCACUUCCACCACCCUCUGUACUAACAUAGAUUCAUUAUCUCCACCUAUUUCUGAUCAAACUAAUGAUACCAAUAUAUCACCACCAGUAGCGAAUUCAGAAUUUAGAGUCACUCCUUUCCCAAAAAUUUGGGACGGCGUUAUUGUUGUCAAGAACUCAGAUGGUCCAUUUCAAGAUAAUCACACUUCCACCACCUUCUCUACUAACAUAUCUUCAUUGUCUCCACCUAUUUUUAAUCAAAACAAUGAUACCAAUUUAUCACGAUCAGAGGUGAAUUCAGAAUCUAAAGUCAGUUCGUAUCCAAAAAUCCGUGAUGUUACUGUCGUCAAGAAUUCAGAUGAUCCAUUUCAAGAUAAUCACACUUCCAACACCUUCUCUACUAACAUAGAUUCAUUAUCUCCGCCUACAUUUGAUCAAAAUGAUGAUAUCAACUUUUUGCUGCUGUCAGAGGCGAAUUCAGAAUUUAGAGCCAGCUCAUGUCCAAAAAUUCAUGGCAGUGUCGCGGUGGUCAAGGAUUCGAGUGAUCCAUUUCAAGAUUUCAAGAAAUCCAUGCUCCAAAUGAUAUUUGAGAUGGAAAUUUACUCACCUGAAGAUUUAAAGGAGCUAUUGAAUUGUUUCCUACAUCUUAAUUCGCCUUCUUAUCAUGAGAUUAUUAUUCAAGCUUUCUUGAAUAUUUGUGCCAAUUGAAAGAUUAUAUUUUGAACAUUUUUUUUGAAGGGUUUAUCACGAGG
Molecule: messenger RNA, 2111 nt
Organism: Nicotiana attenuata
Lineage: Eukaryota; Viridiplantae; Streptophyta; Magnoliopsida; Solanales; Solanaceae
Exons: 7
Coding region: 1-2067 (688 amino acids)
Source: RefSeq, a predicted model, not a curated record